AUGGUGUUAGGUGAGGACCGGCGGCGGCGAUCAUGGCAGGCGUCGCUUCUAAGCCCAUCGGGUGAAAGGCUGAUAGCAAGCACGGGUGGAGCUACUAUAGCUGAAACCGUCACCCUUCCCAUUGAUACCGCCAAAGUUCGUCUUCAGCUACAGAAAUCCGGAGCAAGAAAUAUUCGCCAGUACAAAGGCAUGAUGGACUGCAUGAUUUUGAUCUACAAGGAGGAAGGAGCGACAGCUCUCUUCAAGGGGUUGGGUCCUGCAUUGGUCCGGCAGAUAUGCUACACGGGACUUAGCUUCGUCCUCUACGAGCCAAUACGCGACGCCAUGAGUGGAAAAGGGCCCGACGCUGGGUUCAUGAAUCGACUUAUUGCUGGAGGGACGGCAGGAGCGAUAGGAAUCACCGUGAUGAAUCCUGCUGAGGUGAUCAAAACAAAGAUGCAAGGGAAUACGUCAUCAACGAGCGUGAGGAAACUUGUGGUGGAUGUUUGGUCGCAGGAGGGAAUAGUUGGGUUCUGGGCGGGCAUUCGACCCAACGUUACACGGACCUUCCUGGUGUGUGCAGCUGAGUUGGGAACAUACGAUCAAGCGAAGCACAUGCUAAUAUCGCAGGGAGUGUUUACAGACGGCCCUCUAGCUCAUUUGUCGGCCAGUGCGAUUGCUGGACUGGCAUCGGCAAGCACAUCUACACCUGCAGAUGUCGUCAAAACGAGGCUGAUGAAUCAAGCGGGACAACAACAUGAGGUCAGUCAACACAGCCUCUAUUAUCGCGGGAUGUUCCAUGCUUUCACUUCCAUAUUCAAGAACGAAGGGGUCGGUGCCUUGUACAAAGGGUUUGUUCCAGUUUUCUGGAGAAAGAUAGUUUGGUGCUCAAGUUUUUUUCUGUCAUGUGAGUCACAUACCAUGAAUCUGUUUUGGCGCAUAAUGGUUGAUAGCAGAUGA
Molecule: messenger RNA, 939 nt
Organism: Guillardia theta CCMP2712
Lineage: Eukaryota; Cryptophyceae; Pyrenomonadales; Geminigeraceae
Exons: 2
Coding region: 1-939 (312 amino acids)
Biological process (GO): transmembrane transport
Source: RefSeq, a predicted model, not a curated record